ACUGAUUCGUGGCAGGUUGUUUUUUCAAAGUUAAAGCGUUGUCUAUUUCCUAAAGCGGAUUUUGGUACAAUCCAAAAAAAGGCCAUAGAAACGACCUUGGUUAUUGUAUAAUAUCCUUGGAAGCAUUCGGUCAGUGCCAAGUUGGUGCUAAUCAUCCCAUACGCAUGAUUCGGAAAUCUCCAUUUACGUCACAGAUAACCGAAAUUAGUUAGCGCAAACAGUGCAGURCAAAAUGUAAGCUCGCAGAUAACACUUGCACCUUAAUAUUUCCUUCACCAUAGUGUGACAAUCUUCAAACGCAUUUGAGUAGGAUUUCAUUUGAAAAAMCGUCGACUAUUUGCAGUGAUUCAUUAUUCUACUUGAUCGUUACGUCGUGUAAACAUCGUGGGAUCUUUUCAGAGCUGUCGGAAAUGUAAACUUUCGUUUUAAUUGCGUUCACGUUUUCAACCAUCGUGAGUCUGCUAAACGUCGCGAAUCAUAAAAACUCCUUGCUUGAAGUGGGUCUUUACUAAAAGCCAAAUCGAUUUCAAGUGACGAUUACACCGAUUGAAAAGUAAUGAUUUGGCUUUUUUCAAAUUAAACAGCGAUAACAAUACCAUCAAAAAGACAUAACAAAGGAAUUAUCGUCUUUAUGAGAGCAAUCAAACUGGAAAUUAGUAGUGGAAGCAAGGUUUUUAGUACUUCUUUGUGGAUGCAGUGGAGAAGAAACUAAAUGGCCUCCACAAACACUUCAAGUGGUCUUCAGCUUCCUCAAGUUCACAUUGCAAUUCAAGYCAUAGAAGUGUGUUCUCUUGUUCUUUUGAUUGUAUUUGGACUACUAGGAAACCUUUGUGUGUGCUUUGUGGUUUUAAAGACUCGAGAUCUUUGGACGAUCCCUAAUCUUCUCAUAUUAAAUCUAUCMGUUUCUGACCUACUUAGGAUCCUCUGCUCGCUGUCMGUCUCCUGUGUGGUACUGAUAACAAGGAAAUGGAUUUGGGAUGAAACAUUUUGUCAAAUUAGUGGGUUUUAUACGCUGGUAUUUCUUUCGAUCUCAUUGCUUUGCGUAACACUUAUUAGCGUCAACAGAUAUUUUCUUAUCGUCAAGCCAAACAAGAAUUUACAAGUUUUUAGUCGAAGAAAUACAAAAUUUAUGGUAGUUUGUGUGUGGUGUGUAGGCUUCUUGACAGCGUUUCCUCCUCUUCUUGGAAUUGGAAGAUACGAUUUCAUCGCUGCCAGAGCAACCUGCUUCAUUGCGCAUGGAAGCGCGAAUUCGUACACGAGUAUUCUGGUGAUAAUUCUGAUAGGUGUCCCUUGUUCUGUUACAAUAUGGUGCUAUAUUCAGGUAUAUCUAACCAUGAGGGCUAGCAAAGAGAGAGUGGUUGUCAACGUUAUUCCACAUGCGGUUCCUUCCAACCAGUCGAGACGAAAGCUAAGUCCCAGAGAAAUCAAGGUUGCUUCUACAAUGCUGCUAUUGGUGGGCGUGUACCUAAUCACGUGGAUCCCAGUUUCUGUUGUACAUUUCUUGCGAGUGGCUGGAAUUCGUGACAUUUCAAGUCACGUUGACCUCGGUGCAGCGUUACUAAUGAGCUGGAGUUGCGUGACAAAUCCAUGGAUUUACGGAUUCAAAAACACUUACUUUCGUGACCAACUUAGAAAAAUGCUAUGCAUGAAAACCGCUGUUCGUCAAAUUGACAGGGAAUGUGAUAAUGUGGAUAAUCAUAACUAGGAUUCUGCAUAGAGCAGAGAACUGACAAAAUGAAUUUAUAUCAAAAACGACUUCCUGGUUAUGUGUAGAAAUUCAGGGCGGCGUCCAUUACUUAAGAACCAUUGUAUACUUGUGGUGCUAAUAUGUCCAAAUUUGUUGUUGUCAAGUUGUUUUCCAUGUWGUUUUGUAUUCAUAAAACAUAAAACAAUCUUAAAACUAAUUAUAGAAAAAACAGCUUUUUCAUGAGUUUCUGGGCUUUGAGUUACGAAGUCACUGGGAURAAAAUAAAUCAGCAGUUUUUCCACAA
Molecule: messenger RNA, 1991 nt
Organism: Exaiptasia diaphana
Lineage: Eukaryota; Metazoa; Cnidaria; Anthozoa; Actiniaria; Aiptasiidae
Product: melanopsin-B-like
Exons: 2
Coding region: 713-1705 (330 amino acids)
Biological process (GO): G protein-coupled receptor signaling pathway
Cellular component (GO): membrane
Molecular function (GO): G protein-coupled receptor activity
Source: RefSeq, a predicted model, not a curated record